GUGAGGCUGGGAGAGAGGUUUGGCGUAAUAGUAGGUUUGGGAGAAGGAAAUAUAUAUAUACUCAAAGUGGUGUAAAUGUAUGCAACUAUAAACUAUAAAGCAGAGUUAGCUUUGGUUUCUACGUUGUACAAAGAAUCAGAAAAGCAAAAGCAAAAGAAAAAAAAGGUAAUGGAGAAUGUGAUUUGUGUUGUAGAAGUUCAGUGUUAAUAUCAUAAAAAGAAAACUUCAACUCCCAUUUAUUUCCCCACCAAACUUUCCUUUUUUUUUAUCUCAUUCUUCUGUUUUUCGUAUCUCAUUUUUUCAUCAUCUGGGGGAUUUUUUUUUUUUUUUUGGAUGGUGGAGUUGUGAGAGAAAAAAAGAAGAAAUUUCCGGGAAUAAUUUGUGGAGAGAAAAUGGCGGCAGAGGGAACGUUGUCGUUUUCAGUUGCUUCAGUUGUGAAAGAUGUCUUGGAACAUGGCAAUCGCUCCAAGGAUUCUGAUUUGGAAUCUAGAAAAGCUGAAUUGACUGCGUCAAGGAGGUACGAAGCUGCUAGAUGGCUAAGGAAGAUGGUCGGAGUUGUGGCAGCUAAAGAUUUGCCGGCAGAGCCAUCGGAGGAAGAAUUUAGGCUUGGUUUGAGGAGUGGAAUAAUCCUAUGCAAUGUUCUUAAUAAAGUUCAACCUGGAGCUGUGCCUAAGGUGGUGGAAAGUCCAUGUGAUGCAGCUCUCAUACCUGAUGGAGCUGCAUUGUCAGUAUUUCAGUACUUUGAAAAUGUAAGGAAUUUCUUGAUAGCGGGCCAAGAAUUGCGGCUUCCAACAUUCGAGGCAUCUGAUCUAGAACAAAGGGGCAAAUCUACAAGAGUGGUGAACUGUGUUCUAGCGCUCAAGUCCUAUAACGAAUGGAAGCUCGCAGGUGGAAAUGGAGUGUGGAAAUUUGGUGGAAACACGAAACCUGCAACGACCUCGUUGGGAAAGCCGUUUGUAAGAAAAAAUUCAGAGCCUUUCAUGAACUCUUUUCAAAAGACUUCAUCGAUGAAUGAGAACUUAUCCAAUGGUCACCCACCUGAUAUUGAUCCUAAUACAAUGGGUGGUGCUGGUUCAUUAAGUAUGUUGGUUCACACUAUUCUAAUUGAUAAAAAGCCUGAAGAAGUUCCGCUGCUGGUUGAAUCUUUGCUUGGUAAAGUUGUAGAGGAGUUUGAGCAGCGUCUGGCAAGCCAAUAUGAAGUGAUGAAAACAACUUCAACAGACAUCACUGCUUCCAAUUUCAACAAGCCUCUAUCGGAACCAAUUUCUGGGGAUAAAAAGAUGGAGGAAAAAAAUAUCAAAAUGAUGAAGAAAGAUGAUUGCUUUCUUAAAAGCAUCACUAAUGACGAAUUAAAAGAUCAAUCUCUAAAACUGCAAAUGAUCCUUAAUAAGCAACAAAGAGAUAUUCAGGUCCUAAAGCAUACUAUUGAUGCCACAACAGCUGACAUGCAACACAUGCAAACAAAAUUUCAUGAAGAAUUCAAUAAUCUCGGUAUGAAUAUUCAUGGUUUAGCUCAUGCGGCUUCUGGUUACCAUAGGGUUCUAGAAGAAAACCGCAAGCUAUACAAUCAAGUGCAGGAUCUUAAAGGAAGUAUCCGUGUUUAUUGUCGUGUGAGACCGUUCUUGUCUGAAAGAUCUAGCUAUGUUAGCACUGUGGAGCAUAUAGAAGAUGGAAACAUCACCAUCGGCACCCCAUCAAAGUACGGUAAAGGAUGCAAGUCCUUUACCUUCAACAAAGUCUUUGGGCAAUCUGUAACUCAAGCGGAGGUAUUUUCUGAUAUGCAACCACUAAUUCGGUCAGUUCUUGAUGGAUACAAUGUUUGUAUAUUUGCAUAUGGCCAAACAGGGUCAGGAAAAACUUACACAAUGGUUGGACCCAAAGACCUAACAGAGGAAAAUCAAGGAGUAAAUUACAGGGCAUUAGGUGAUUUGUUUGUUCUAGCAGAACGAAGAAAGGAUACCUUCCGCUAUGAUGUUGCCGUUCAAAUGAUUGAAAUUUAUAAUGAGCAAGUCAGGGAUCUCCUUGUUAUCGACGGAAGUAACAAAAGAUUAGAAAUUCGCAAUAGCUCUCAGACAGGUCUCAAUGUACCCGAUGCAAGCCUUAUGCCUGUUUCAUCGACAUCUGAUGUUAUCGAUCUGAUGAACCUAGGACAAAGGAAUCGGGCAGUUGGUGCGACCGCUCUAAAUGACCGUAGUAGUCGUUCCCAUAGUUGCUUGACUGUCCAUGUUCAAGGAAAGGAUUUAACUUCCGGUACUAUUCUCCGUGGCUGCAUGCAUCUUGUUGACCUUGCAGGAAGUGAGAGAGUAAACAAGUCUGAGGUAACAGGCGAUCGACUAAAAGAGGCACAACACAUAAACAAAUCUCUAUCAGCUUUAGGGGAUGUGAUUGCUUCCCUUGCCCAAAAGAAUACACAUGUUCCGUACCGAAACAGCAAACUCACUCAACUUCUUCAAGACUCACUGGGAGGGCAGGCUAAGACACUAAUGUUUGUUCACAUAAGCCCCGAGCUUGAUGCCUUGGCUGAAACAUUAAGUACUCUCAAGUUUGCAGAGCGUGUGGCUACCGUCGAACUCGGUGCCGCCCAAGUGAACAAAGACACAGCAGAUGUCAAACAACUCAAAGAACAGAUUGCGAGCCUUAAGGCAGCUUUGGCAAGGAAAGAGGGAGAAACAGAGCAAAGUCGACAUUCUAUUUCGGACACUGAUUGCUCUGAAAAAUACAUAACAAGUAGUGAUUUGUUUCCGUUUACUCCUAAUCACCGAGUUGGAGAUAUGUUGGGGGCUAGACAACUCAUGGGUGAUGCUGGCAACAUUGAGGCACGAGCGAACUCAAUGUUGAGGCAAGAGAAGCAAAGCUUUUCUCUUGACGAGUUACUAACAAAUUCACCUCCUUGGCCUCCUGUUAUCAGUCCAACACAAAACUUCAGGGAUGACGAGAAAGAGUCGGGCUCGGGUGAGUGGGUUGAUAAGGUUAUGGUGAACAAACAAGACAACAUUAAUAGAGUGGGAAUCCCCUUAGGAUGUUGGGAAGCAGAAAACGAGAAUUCGCCCGAUGUCUUUUACCAAAAAUAUCUCCAAAAUUCUUCAAAAAUUUACCAAGAACAAUCAUCAUAUAAUAUGUUUAUGGGGGGUAACAGGUUCAACAUGGCCAAUAUUAGUGACAUAGAUGAUCUCGAUGUCUCUACCAGCCACUUGUCCGAGCCCGAUUUUCUUUGGCAAUUCGAUCAGUCCAAACUUAGCUGUAUAACCAAUGGGAUUGGGAUUGGAUCAAAGACCAAAAAACCUCCUUCCAAGUCUACAAGUACUCCAGAACGGAGCAAAAAUGCAUAUCCCAUAUCAGGACCAUCACCAUCAAGGAAAUUAGGAAAUGGAGUUGGCCAGCCUUUGCAUCGAAAUGGGAGGCAACCAGUUCCUGCUGAAGGGAAACGCAAAAUUGGAAGUAGAAAAUAAACAUGUUUAUAUAUAAACACUAAAAAACACGCCGGAUUGAUUUUUUAUUCUUUAUUUUAUUUUAUUUUAAUUUUCUUUUAUAUUUCUGAAUGAAUGAGAGAGAUGACUUACAUAUAUAUAUAUAAAUAUCCAUUUCAUUGUAAUUAUAUGAUAUAGUUUUGAAUACAACAAUACUAUACAAUUUAUCAGGUUUUCCAUCCAA
Gossypium raimondii (Peruvian cotton) is the source of this 3651-nucleotide messenger RNA. RefSeq names its product kinesin-like protein KIN-14I. The transcript is spliced from 19 exons. Lineage: Eukaryota; Viridiplantae; Streptophyta; Magnoliopsida; Malvales; Malvaceae. Gene Ontology annotation, biological process: microtubule-based movement. The coding region runs from base 393 to 3449 and encodes 1018 amino acids. Gene Ontology annotation, molecular function: microtubule motor activity; ATP binding; microtubule binding. The record is from RefSeq and is a predicted model, not a curated record.